AAUGCUGUCAAUACAUAAUGAUCGUUAUUUAGAAUCUAACGUUAAAACACGUUAAGAAUUCUUUCCGAAAGAAUGGCAGAGCAGGUGGAAUACAUAGUACCACCAUGGGAAAUUGAAGCUUACGUAGAAAGCUUGAACGUUUCGGAGCUCGAAAAUGUCGGUAUAAAAAGUUGGUUGGAUUUCCACAAAAAAUUGACGUUGCUAAACCAACAGAAUGUGCUCGAGAUAACGGGGCUGCGCGAGGAGAGUGUCAUGGAAUGGUUCAUCUCGUUAAAGAAAAUUUCCAUUCUUGUGUACGAAGCUAUACAAAUCGACAUAUGGAAGCACAAGGUGUUUCCACUUUUGAUCGAUUUUAAUGGGGAACCAACAAACACAUUCAUGCUAUUCAGCAUAUUCUAUCACGAAGUCAUCGCGGUUUCGUUAUUGGAAAAUAUAUUGUUUCAUUGUGAAAGUGCGCAAACAUUGGAUGAUACGGUGAUUGACCUCAUCGAUUACACUGUUCAACACGUAACAAUGCUUCUCGAUGGAAAAACUUUAGAAAUAUAUGAAAUCAAAGACACUAAUUCUUGCCUGGAAGAAAUAGUAGAGAAGCAAAAGGCAUUUGAAUUUGACAUUGGGAUGCGGUGUAUCUCAAUUCUUCAUUAUCUAAUAGAAAUUUUGGAUAACUUACCUCUUUGCGCAAUUUCGCGCAUGCUAGCUGUACACGACGUUCCAUAUUUAUUUGCACAGCUGAUAGAAAGUCAACCAUGGAAGAAGCAAAAUGAUGAUGAGGUGUUGAUGUAUGAAGGUAGUUGGAGGAAAAUUAAACCGAACGAGAUUGGAAAAAUUAAUAAAAGAGAGGGACAAGUAUGGUUUGGUUUGCGAGAAUUACUUCUUAAUCCAAAAUGUUCUCCAUAUUAUGAAAUCACAGAGCAUAGGUUGUCCCAGCUGUCAAAGCUACAGAAACACUUGCACGACGAUAUACUCGAUCAAAUUGCGCCUUUGAUAGAGCUGAAGAGAUGGUUAGUUUAUUUAAACAUAUCGCCGGCAAUGCCAUCCUCGAACUCAACCUGCCCGGUUCGCGUGGAAGUUAUACCACAGAUAAAGUCAACUAUUCUGGAAAAAUAUCAUAAAAAAUGGAAGAAACUGGCUAGGCAUCAGUCCAAGUACUUAUUUACAACAGACACAAGUUACAUUAAAGAAGUCGCACAAAUUUUAAGUGAUGUCUAUGAUUUGGAAAAGUUAGAUUGUAUAGAAACGAAGAAAUGUUCGUUAUGUCAAGAACCAUCUAAGAAACGAUGUUCCAGAUGCAAAGAGGUUUGGUAUUGUAGCAGAGAGUGUCAAGUGAAAGACUGGGAAAAUCACAAAAAUAUUUGCAACACAAUAACAAAAACUAAACAGUGA
This is a messenger RNA of Mycetomoellerius zeteki, 1383 nucleotides long. It is a transcript of the gene Zmynd10, whose product is annotated as zinc finger MYND-type containing 10. Gene Ontology annotation, cellular component: cytoplasm; centriolar satellite. The transcript is spliced from 8 exons. NCBI's taxonomy places the organism in Eukaryota, Metazoa, Arthropoda, Insecta, Hymenoptera, Formicidae. The record is from RefSeq and is a predicted model, not a curated record. The coding region runs from base 73 to 1383 and encodes 436 amino acids. Gene Ontology annotation, biological process: motile cilium assembly; outer dynein arm assembly; inner dynein arm assembly.